Molecule: messenger RNA, 854 nt
Organism: Hypoxylon trugodes
Lineage: Eukaryota; Fungi; Ascomycota; Sordariomycetes; Xylariales; Hypoxylaceae
Product: histone-fold-containing protein
Exons: 4
Coding region: 199-615 (138 amino acids)
Biological process (GO): chromatin remodeling; negative regulation of transcription by RNA polymerase II; positive regulation of transcription by RNA polymerase II
Cellular component (GO): negative cofactor 2 complex
Molecular function (GO): protein heterodimerization activity; general transcription initiation factor activity; core promoter sequence-specific DNA binding
Source: RefSeq, a predicted model, not a curated record
CCCAGUCUCUCUCUCACCUUCAAAGAAAACGGCUGCCUCGUCGACUUGUUUUCAUUUUAUCCCCUUCGUCACGAUUUUUAACGCUCGCCGAUACGACCUACUCAUCGCCGCGAUUAUUUUGAAUAAACUUGCAAAAAGAAACCCAGUUACAAGAACUUUGAUCCGAUUAUUACUUUAACGCCGAUUUAAUUGUUCAAUAUGUCGGACCACGAAUAUGGUGGUAGUGACGAUCUUUCGCUCCCAAAGGCAACUGUCCAGAAGAUCGUUAGCGAGAUCUUACCUGCUUCGAGCGGUGUUUCUUUCUCAAAGGAAGCUCGAGACCUGCUCAUUGAAUGCUGUGUCGAGUUUAUUACCCUUGUCUCAUCUGAAGCAAACGAGAUCUCCGAGAAGGAUGCGAAGAAGACUAUUGCCUGCGACCACAUCACCAAGGCUUUGACCACGUUGGGAUUUGGCGACUACGUCCCUGCUGUUCUUGAUGCCGCAGCUCAACAUAAGGAGACUCAAAAGGUCCGUGAGAAGCGUGGUAACAAGUUCGAGGAAAGCGGCAUGACGCUCGAGGAGUUGGAGGAACUUCAAAAGCAGCAAUUCGAGGCAGCCCGUGUGCGACACGCUUAGGUUUUGCUUCCUUAUGAAGGUUACUGUUUACACCUUGCGUUAUGAGAUACGGAGUUCUAGGGGCUGGGCUGUUACCUGCUUGGGUGUGAUGUGCCGCCACAUCCGAUGGCGAUACUACGACAGGGUUAAUGCAUUUGGAGGCGUUGGGUGUUGAAAUAUGGAAUAUUUGCUGGCUUCAGUAAUGCACGUUUGCACCCCCAUAGGAAAAUUAAUGAGAACCUCUAUUUCUAAAUUCCCCA